Molecule: messenger RNA, 1070 nt
Organism: Oryza sativa Japonica Group (Japanese rice)
Lineage: Eukaryota; Viridiplantae; Streptophyta; Magnoliopsida; Poales; Poaceae
Molecular function (GO): phenylpyruvate tautomerase activity
Source: RefSeq, a predicted model, not a curated record
UGGAUAGAGCGGAGGGGAGUAGAGGCAGAGCCGCAGAGGCGCAGCAGGAAGAAGACUAGAAGAGGGAGGGCGACUCAGACGACGACGACGAAGGAGUCGGAAUCGGAGAAGGAAGAUGCCUUGCCUCAACGUGUCGACCAACGUGAACCUGGAUGGGGUGGACACCUCCGCCGUCCUCGCCGACGCCUCCAAGACCGUCGCCACCAUCAUCGGCAAGCCCGAGGCCUAUGUGAUGGUUGUUCUCAAGGGUUCAGUGCCUAUGGCAUUUGGAGGUACCCAGGAGCCUGCCGCUUAUGGCGAGCUGGUUUCCAUUGGAGGGCUGAACCCUGACGUCAACAAGAAGCUGAGUGCUGGCAUUGCCUCUAUCCUGGAGUCAAAGCUGUCCAUUCCCAAGGGCCGCUUCUAUCUCAAGUUCUACGAUUCCAAAGCCCAUCGUGCACAAGAACAUGCUCAAUGUUUGCAUGCUUUGCAUCAAGAAUAGAUCAAUGUAAAUGGGCCAUCUGUUGUUUGUUUAAUGCCAACAUUUUGGCUUUUGCAGUUUAGUUCCUCUCUGUAGUUGACAAUAUCCUAGGCACAACACAUAUACUUUUCCAUCCUAAUUAUGAGCACUAAUAAAUCUUUCUUUACGUAGCGCUCGGACUUUGGAUGGAAUGGCACCACCUUUUAGGUUAAAUGGUAUGGCUUCAAGAAUCUUGGAACCUACUCCCUCCAUCCCAAAAUGUUUGACGCCGUUGACUUUUUUAAAAAUGUUUGACCAUUCGUCUUAUUCAAAAAAAAUUAAGUAAUUAUUAAUUCUUUUCCUAUCAUUUGAUUUAUUGUUAAAUAUACUUUUAUGUAUACAUAUAGUUUUACACAUUUCAUAAAAUUUUUUGAAUAAGACGAAUGGUCAAACAUGUUUAAAAAAGUCAACUGUGUCAAACAUUUAGGGAAGGAGGGAGUAAUAAUUCCUAAUGCCUUGUUCAUUGCCUAUUUGAGGACAAUGCAGUCAGCUGUAUCAGUGUAAUGUGUACUAGUCUCGAGUGAACCUGGAAAUAUGCUUCUGAAUGCAACUUGGCAUGCUUGAGUUGAGA